Molecule: messenger RNA, 2359 nt
Organism: Felis catus (domestic cat)
Lineage: Eukaryota; Metazoa; Chordata; Mammalia; Carnivora; Felidae
Product: butyrophilin-like protein 10
Exons: 7
Coding region: 330-1934 (534 amino acids)
Biological process (GO): regulation of cytokine production; T cell receptor signaling pathway
Cellular component (GO): external side of plasma membrane
Molecular function (GO): signaling receptor binding
Source: RefSeq, a predicted model, not a curated record
CUCUCCUUAUCUCCUGCUACCAGGACCUUGCUCCCCAACACUCAGUGUGUUCAGUUCUGUCAAACACACCCUUUAAGAAGCCCUUGGUUUAUUUAUUUUUUCUAUUGCACCUUCCAGAAAGGCACAGUUGGUCAUUUUUCCAGAAAGUCCUAGGAUUCUACAGAAGCUGGGGAGCUCAGCCGCUGCUCUCUCCUAUCACAUCUGGAAGACUUGUUCUACACCUUCCUGGAACUUGUGGAGAAGUCAAGUGAUCCCCUCAAAGCCACAGAAUCUCCCUGGGAAGCCCUACAGCCCUACUACUUGGAAAGGCCUCUCUGUCUCCAGCAGCCAUGGCAAACACACAAGGUCGAGACAUCUUUCCACCCAGCUGCUCCAUCAUCUUCCUCCUCCUGCAGCUUCUGUCCUGCAGCCUCUCUGCAAACGGGAAAGCCGAUUUCUCUGUCUCUGGUCCUGGCCAACGGGUCCUGGCUAUGGUGGGGGAAAGUGUGAAGCUGCGAUGCCAUCUGUCCCUCAAUAUCAGUGUGAAGGACAUGGAGGUGAGGUGGUACAGGGAGGAGCUGUCCCCAGCUGUGCACCUGCGCAAGAAAGGCAAAGAUGUGCCAGAAGAGCAGAUGUGGCAGUACGAGGGCAGGACGACCUUCCUGAUGUCCGGGCUGGCCCAAGACCAAGCUGUUCUGACCAUACACAAUGUCACGGUGUUCGAUAACGGGACCUUCCACUGCAAGUUCAAAGAUGGCAUGGCGUCUGCGGAGACCACCCUGUGGCUAAGGGUGGCAGGGCUGGGCUCUGAGCCCAGAAUCCAAGUGCGAGCUGGCCAGGAUGAAGGUAUCAGGGCAGAGUGCACCUCGGAGGGCUGGUACCCAGAGCCCCAGGUGGAGUGGAGAGACUUCAGGGGACAGACCCUACCUUCCACGACCAACCUCACAGUGUCGCCAACAACGGGCCUCUUUGCGGUGGUGUCCAAUGUGACUGUCUGGGACAGGGACGUGGGGAACCUCUCUUGCUCUCUCUCCAACCCCCUCCUCCAGGAGAGGAUGGAGGCCAAGAUCUGCCUACCUGACCCUCUUUUAGCUCAGUUGUCCAGAAGUUUCCCAUCAAUGGCGUGGAGGACAGUGCUGCCUGUGAUCCUCAUUGUAGUGGGACUUGUAGCAACUGGAGCCACCUGUCUUUUCUGGAAACGUCAGAGGGACAGGGAUAGGGUACAGCUGGAAGAAGAGAAACUGUACAGAGAAGAGGAGCAGCUGUCCCAAGGCUGGCCAGAAGACGUCAUCUAUGUGAGCCCAUCCCUGGACCCUGACACUGCAAGCCCCAAGCUCGCUCUCUCUGAGGACAGGAAGACUGUGAGGCGGCUGUUCUUUGAACAAGAGCUGCCCAACGCCCCCAGCAGAUUCGACCGGGACCCCUGUGUGCUGGGCCUGGAGCAGUUCUCAGCUGGGAGGUAUUACUGGGAGGUCCAGGUGGGGCACAGGAAGGCCUGGAACCUGGGCGUGUGUCUGGAGAGCUUGGAUCGGAAGGGAAGGAUCCCCAAGUCCCCUCAGCACGGACUCUGGGCCCUGGAGCUGUACAAGGAGGGGUUCUGGGCACUUGCCUUCCCAAGAGUUCGCCUGCACCUUUCGGAGCCCCUGCAUCGUGUGGGCGUUUUCCUGGACUGUGAUGCAGGCAGAAUCUCCUUCUACAGCGUGAGCAAUGGAUCCCUCAUCUACGCGUUCUCUGGACUGUCCUUCUCGGCACCCCUGAGGCCAUUCUUCUGCCUCUGGACACAUGACCCCAGCCCCCUGACCAUCUGCUCAGAACGGCAGCCCCCAGAGGCCUUGGGGCCUCCUCAGGGUGAGGGACAGGACAGGUGGGAACCCUCCUCCAGCAAGACCCAUGAUCUCUCUGCUCCAGCCUGUCACCAAUUUGGGGGAGAUGUAUCCAUUCUAAGUCCCAGCUAGAUCACAUACAAGGGUGCACCUUUCUGGAUGAUCCUGUGUUAUCUCCACUUUCCUUCCCUGUAAAAUACUGACAAAAUAUUAUGGGCUGAAUCAUGUCCCCUCCAGUUCACAUGUUGAAGCUCCAACCCCCAGGGCCUCAGAAUGGGGCUAUAUUUGGAGAUGGGGUCUUUACAGAGGUGGUUCAGGUAAAAGGAAGUCACUAGGGUAGGCCCUGAUCCCAUCUGAUCCCAUGUGACUGGGGUCCUUAAUAGAAGAGGGGAUCAGGGCAUAGACACACACAGGGGACAACCGUGUAAGGACAUGGGGAGGAGAUGGCAUGUGCAUGCCAGGGAGAGAGGCCUCAGGAGGAACCAGCCCUGCCACACCUGGAUCUCAUGCUUCCAGUUCCCAGGACUGGGAAAAAAUAAAUGUGUUGUUUAAACCUC